This is a messenger RNA of Erinaceus europaeus (western European hedgehog), 4097 nucleotides long. RefSeq names its product proteoglycan 4 (gene PRG4). Gene Ontology annotation, biological process: immune response. Bases 31 to 3459 code for a protein of 1142 amino acids. The transcript is spliced from 10 exons. Gene Ontology annotation, molecular function: scavenger receptor activity; polysaccharide binding. The record is from RefSeq and is a predicted model, not a curated record. NCBI's taxonomy places the organism in Eukaryota, Metazoa, Chordata, Mammalia, Eulipotyphla, Erinaceidae.
CAAGGACUGGGUACCUACCCAAGGACAGCCAUGGAGUGGAAAAUACUUCCCAUUAACUUGCUGCUGUUGCUUCCUGCUUUACUGAUUCAGCAAGUUUCUUCUCAAGAUUUAUCAAGCUGUGCAGGGAGAUGUGGGGAAGGGUAUUCUAGAGAUGCCACCUGCAACUGUGACUAUAACUGUCAACACUACAUGGAGUGCUGCCCUGACUUCAAGAAAGUCUGCACUGUGGAGCUCUCCUGUAAAGGCCGCUGCUUCGAGUCCUUUGCCAGAGGACGUGAGUGUGACUGUGACUCCCAGUGCAAGAAGUUUGGCAAGUGUUGCCCUGAUUAUGAUAGCUUCUGUGAAGAAGCAAAAGAUAACAAGAAGGAAAGAACGCCUGAAAAGAAGCCUACCCCACAACCACCACCUGUAGAUGAUGCAGGAAGUGGAAUGGACAAUGUCAUCCCAACUCCUGGGAUUCCUGUCACCCCAAGCAGGAAAGUCACCACACCGCCCAAGGUCACCACAGCAAAGCCAAUCACUCCCAAGCCCACUGUUCCAGCAAAGCCUGACACAGCCAAAGAAACAGACUUGACAGCCAAUAAGGAGACAACAGUGGAAACUGAAGAGACUUCUACAACAAAUAAACAGACAUCAACUAGUGUAAAAAAGAAGACAACUUCAGCUAAAGAAACAAGAAGUGCAGAGAAGACUUCUGCUGAUGAGUCUGCACUCACGUCUGAAGUGCCUACUAAAGUGACACCCAAAGCUGACAGCACAACCAAGCCUUCAGCUCCCACCACCACCAAGGAGCCUGAACCCACCACCACAACAAACAAACCUGAACCCACCACCACCACCAAGAAGCCUGAACCCACCACCACCACCAAGAAGCCUGAACCCACCACCACCACCAAGAAGCCUGAACCCACCACCACCACCAAGAAGCCUGAACCCACCACCACCACCAAGAAGCCUGAACCCACCACCACCACCAAGAAGCCUGAACCCACCACCACCACCAAGAAGCCUGAACCCACCACCACCACCAAGAAGCCUGAACCCACCACCACCACCAAGAAGCCUGAACCCACCACCACCACCAAGAAGCCUGAGCCUACCACCCCCAAGGAACCUGAAACUACCACCACCGAGAAACCUGAACCCAUCACCCCCAAGGAGCCUGAACCCACCACCCCUAAAGAGCCUGAACCCACCACUCCUAAGGAGGCUGAAGCCACCACCCCCAAGGAGGCUAAACCCACCACCCCCAAAGAGCAUGAACCCACCACCCCCAAGAAGCCUGAACCCACCACCCCCAAGAAGCCUGAACCCACCACCCCCAAAGAGCCUGAACCCACCACCCCCAAGGAGGCUGAACCCACCACCCCCAAAGAGCCUGAACCCACCACCCCCAAGGAGGCUAAACCCACCACCCCCAAAGAGCCUGAACCCACCACCCCCAAGAAGCCUGAACCCACCACCCCCAAAGAGCCUGAACCCACCACCCCCAAAGAGCCUGAACCCACCACCCCCAAAGAGCCUGAACCCACCACCCCCAAAGAGCCUGAACCCACCACCCCCAAAGAGCUUGAACCCACCACUCCCAAGGAGGCUGAACCCACCACCCCCAAAGAGCCUGAACCCACCACCCCCAAGGAGGCUAAACCCACCACCCCCAAAGAGCCUGAACCCACCACCCCCAAGAAGCCUGAACCCACCACCCCCAAAAAGCCUGAACCCACCACCCCCAAAGAGCCUGAACCCACCACCCCCAAGAAGCCUGAACCCACCACCCCCAAAAAGCCUGAACCCACCACCCCCAAGAAGCCUGAACCCACCACCCCCAAAAAGCCUGAACCCACCACCCUCAAAGAGCCUGAACCUACCAUCCCCAAGGAGCCUGAACCCACCACUACCAAAGAACCUGAACCCACCACCACAAAGGAGCCUGAACCCACCACCCCCAAGGAACUGGCUCCAACUUCUGAGAAACCUGCUCCAAACACUCCAGUGGCCUCUACUCCAGCUCCCACUACUCCUAAGAACCCUGCUGAACCAACUCCAGAGCUUCCUGUAGAACCUACACCAAUGGGCCCUGAAAAUAGCCCCAAAGAACCUGUGGUGCCCACAACCAAGGACUCUGAAGUGCCCAAGCCUGAAAUGACUACAACAGCUAAAGACAAAACCACAGAAAAAGACAAAGGUACUACACCUGCUGCAUCUGAAAUAACAACAGAAGAGAUGACUACAACAGAAAAGACAACCAGUAAACCUGAAAAGACAACAGCUGUACCCAAAGAAACAACUACCGAGUCUAAAGUGACCCCUAAACCCCGAAAGCCAACCAAAGCACCCAGGAAGCCCACUUCUACCAAAAAACCAAGUACGAAACCUAGAGGGAGAAAACGAAAGACCACACCAGCUCCCACCAAGAUGACGACAACAGCAGCGCCUGAACCAACCCCUACCUCCUUAGCUGAAGACAUGCUCCAAACCACCAACAAGCCCAACCAAACUCCUAGCUCAGAAAUGGCUGAAGUUAACCCAGAGGCUGAAGACCCAGAUGCUGUUGGAGACAAGCCCCUCACGAAUCCCAGCUCCCCAGUGUUCACUCCUUUAGGUGUUCCUGGCGGUAACUUCUUAGUGAUAAGACCCAACCAGAACGUUGGUGCUGACCCCAUGCUUUCAGAUGAAACUGAUUUGUGCAACGGCAAGCCAGUAGAUGGACUGACAACUCUGCGAAACGGGACCUUGGUUGCCUUUCGAGGUCAUUAUUUCUGGAUGCUAAGGCCUUUCAGUCCACCAUCUCCACCCCGAAAAAUUAAUGAAGUUUGGGGUAUUCCUUCCCCCAUUGAUACUGUUUUUACUCGAUGCAACUGUGAAGGAAAAACAUAUUUCUUUAAGGGUGGUCAGUACUGGCGCUUUACCAAUGAUGUAAGAGACACAGGGUAUCCCAAACAAAUUGUAAAAGGAUUUGGAGGACUAAAUGGGAGAAUAGUGGCUGCUCUUUCAAUAGCUAAAUAUAAGGAUAGACCCGAAUCUGUUUAUUUCUUCAAGAGAGGUGGUGGCAUUCAGCAGUAUACUUAUAAACAGGAGCCCACCAGAAAGUGCUCCAGAAGUCCUGCUAUAAACUACUCUGUGUAUGGACAAAUGACACAGGUCAGGCGCCGCCGCUUUGAACGAGCUAUCGGACCUCUCACACAUACCAUCAGAAUUCACUACUCACCUGUCAGAGUCAUUUAUCAAGACAAAGGCUUGCUUCAUAAUGAAGUGAAAAUGAGCACCAUGUGGAGAGGAUUUCCGAGUGUGGUUACUUCAGCCAUAGCACUACCCAACAUCAGAAAGCCUGACAGUUAUGAUUACUAUGCCUUCUCUAAAGAUCAGUAUUAUAACAUUGACAUACCCAGCAGAACGGCAAGAGCGAUCACUACUCGUUCUGGGCAGACUCUCUCCAAGGCCUGGUACAACUGUCCUUAGAAGACAGGCAAAGAGCCAGCCAAUGAAAAUGAAGAAAAGAGCGAUACAAUUUGACACUGAAAUACUUUUUAUUAAUAAAGAAAGCUGAGACAGUCAUAUCAAUUUAAAUAUAAAAAUGUUUUCAAACUCGACAGCCAUUACACAGAUUUGACAACCUUAUUCACAGUUAUUAAAAUUUACAGAACAUUUAAUUAAUAUUUCCUCUAUUUAUUCCUCCUCUGCCCCCCAUUGCAUGGCUCACACCUGCAAGAGAAAAAAGAAUCAAGCUGCAUGUAUCUUUGGAGAUGUUAGCAUGAAGUUAUUCAUUAUAAAAACUGGUUUUCAACAUCAAAUACCUAGAUGUUAUACACGUAAAACUAUUAGAUAUUUUACAUCUUCAGUGGAAAUUCAUCGAAUAUAAUUAAAACAAUUAGAUUAACAUUUUGAUGAGUAUAAUUUGAGUUAUAAUAGAAGACAAAGGUACCUGUACUAGGUCAACAAACCCACAAACUUUAUUAUAUAACAAAUAUAUAACAAUAUAACAGGUAGAGAUGUAACAAAGUCAUUUAACAUUCUAACACUAUAAUUCUUCCAAACUUUCUUUGAAUUCAAGGAAAUGAAAACAUGUAAAAUACAAGCAUAUAUGUAUUACAUGCCAA